Molecule: messenger RNA, 1302 nt
Organism: Salmo salar (Atlantic salmon)
Lineage: Eukaryota; Metazoa; Chordata; Actinopteri; Salmoniformes; Salmonidae
Gene: hoxb5aa
Product: homeobox protein HoxB5aa
Biological process (GO): regulation of transcription by RNA polymerase II; anterior/posterior pattern specification
Cellular component (GO): nucleus
Molecular function (GO): DNA-binding transcription factor activity, RNA polymerase II-specific; RNA polymerase II cis-regulatory region sequence-specific DNA binding
Source: RefSeq, marked provisional
CAGUAGGUGACGCUCUCAGCCAACACGGAGCACAACCCUGCAAUGGGGAGGCACACGUUGACUUGAGUCUAACGACUCCCAUCUCGUCAUCAUUUGUAACCAUAGAGCAUGAAUUACCUCUUGAAGUCAUCAGUGAGAAUUUACGACUGGUCAACAAAAGCACGUGAUUCUCAAACGCACCCCCACCCCCAUAUUUGGCCGCAUACAUAGCAAAAACGAAGUACAGUGCAUUGCUAUAAUUCAUUAAUACAUCAUAAAUCGUGAAGCACAGCGUUAUAACGACCAAGAUCUACAAAUCAAGCCCUCUAAAACAACCUAAAUGAGCUCUUACUUUGUAAACUCGUUCUCAGGGCGCUACCCAAAUGGCCCCGACUAUCAGUUACUAAAUUAUGGAACUAGCAGCAGCGUUAUGAACGCCUCGUACAGGGACUCCGGCACCAUGCAUUCGGGCUCUUACGGCUACAACUACAAUGGGAUGGACCUGACCGUCAAUCGUUCAUCCAAUACUGGCCACUUUGGGGCUGUUGGGGAUAACUCCCGGGGUUUCCAGUCUCCCGCUCCGGAGACGCGGUUCAGGCAGCCGUCAAGCUGCUCGCUGGCGUCCCCGGAGCCGCUGCCGUGCUCCAACAGCGAGAGUCUGGGACCCAAAUGCUCGUCGCCCCCUUCCGACCAGAGCGCCUGCACGACGGGCAGUAACCUCACCAACACCACACAUUUCACUGAAAUAGACGAGGUGAGCGCUUCCUCCGAGACCGAGGAGGGCACCCAUAGAGCCAGCGCCAACCCCGCCGCCCGGACGCAGCAGAAGCAAGAGUCCACUGCAACCUCCACCACCACGGCAUCGAGCGAUGGCCAAGCACCACAGAUAUUCCCUUGGAUGCGGAAACUGCACAUUAGCCAUGAUAUGACUGGACCAGACGGCAAAAGGGCCCGAACAGCGUACACUCGCUAUCAGACGCUAGAGCUGGAAAAGGAGUUCCAUUUCAAUAGGUACCUUACCCGGAGGAGGAGAAUAGAGAUAGCCCACGCGCUGUGCCUCUCAGAACGGCAAAUAAAGAUCUGGUUCCAAAACCGAAGGAUGAAAUGGAAAAAGGACAAUAAACUGAAGAGCAUGAGUCUGGCUACUGCAGGUAACGCUUUCCAGCCAUAGACGUCACGCAAGUAAAUAAUACACUACGAGGGGUGAAAAGAAUACACACGUUCAAAAUAGUUUUUAAAAACACUAUAACUGAGUACUGUACAGCGCGGCAUCUUUUGGCAUGUUGUUGAUGUUUUAGGGCAAUUUAACUUAUACUGUGGUAC